AUGUCAAGUCAACAGCGCUCAGAGGACGAUCUGACCACAGCCCCCCCUACACCCGCACCGGCCAUCACAAAACGCCAACAUGCUCUGCUAGAGCUUCUGACUUCUGAACGUGCCUAUGCAAGCGAUUUGGCACUCAUCAGGGAUGUAUAUAUGAGGUUGGCGUCUGGUCACCCUCCACCUUUCGGUUUCUCAUGUACGCGCCCAGUCUCGGGUUCAGAAAUUUCAAACCCUGGGUCUAGCUCAAGUUCCGAAUCCACCAAGUCGAGCUCAGGUACAUGCUCGUCCUUGUCUUCACGCACACCCCCACUAUCUGUCGCCGACACACGUAUUAUUUUCCGCAACAUUUCUGAACUAGCUGUUCUUUCUGACAUGCUCGUGUCAAAGCUCGAGACAGCGAUCGAAGAAGGAGGCAAGGGCGUGGGCGAGGUUUUCCUGGAGGUGGUACCCCUCUUUGCGCCCCCAUACACGACUUACAUCACCGCACACCCUCGCGCACUCGCACAUCUCGACGUCCUCAGCACACCACCGCAGCUCACGCCUCAAUUCUCGCGGUGGCUCAAGGAGAGCAAAGGACUUGUUGAGGCACACACGCACGCUUGGGACCUACCGAGUUUGUUAAUCAAGCCGGUUCAGAGGUUGUUGAAGUACGGGUUGUUGCUGGGCGCUGUGAUCAGUGCUACUCCGGAGCCGCUCGUUGUUGCGAAGCAGAAGGUGGAAGAAGUAGCUCGCGCUGUGAACGAGGGACGAAGGCGGGUAGAAGUCGUCAGAGAAGUCCUCGGGUCUGGACACGCCAAAGACGGCCCCGGAGCAAGUGGUAUAGGAUCUGUCGGCAUCCCCAAGGUGGGCGUUGUAAACGCUUCCGUCUCCCGCAUGCGCUCCAUCCACGUUUCAGAAAUAGAACCUGACCCUGAAAACGCCGAAGCGGCCCUCAUUGUAACCCUCGAAAGCAGGCUCAAGUCGCAUAUCACUACCCUCUCCCACCUCGCCCGGGACGCAUUUGGCUACGCUCGGACUCUCCAUACGCUGUUCGGGGCGCUCGUCAAGUGGGGAUGGUCAUUUGCAGGCGUCAUUGGCGUCACCGUCAACCCUGAACUUGAAGCCUUCGACGCGUUCCUCUCGCUCUGUACCGGACUAGUCGAACUCGUACAAGAUCUCGAGCACGAACUCCAUUCACACAUCCUCCCCUCUCUCCAAUCCCUCAAAGGCACAUCGGUUGCGCCACUCAAGCUUCUCAGUGCGCUGCACACUCUGCAGCCGCUGCAUAUGCACCUUCUGCACCUCCCAAUCACGCGCAAGCAACGCCCGUCAGAGGCGCUGCUACAGGCAAGCCAGAGUUACGUUGCGUUGCGGGGGCAGCUUGCGUUGGAGUUGCCUGUGUAUGUAAAGCUGCUGGAACGUGGGAUUGAUGGGGUGGUGUUAGACUUAGCCAGAGGAAUGGAAGCAUUUUGGGGAGUUGUAAGGCAGCGGUGGGGGGAGUUGUGGGAUGCUCUGCGGGUAGAGGGAGAGGGCCUUGGACAUGAAGGUGCGGGAGCAACAAGAGACAGUAUGGAGCACGCGGACCGACCAGCCGGUGGAGGCGAGACAGUUCGUGUCUGGCGCGAACGAUGGGGCGAUGUGUUGGGCGUGCUCGGGUCGUUAGCGGUUGUCAAUCCGCCUAAGAAGAUGGAGCGACUGCGUCCUAACUCCUAUGACCACUGCAGCUCACAAUCGGUGUCUUCCUCGUCUAACGCAGCGUCGCGCACGUCGCACUCGCACUCCAGAUCUUAUGAUAUGACUGGUCGACGGCGCAGUGGGAGUACGAACAAUAUCCCCACCGGUCCUAUCCUUCGCAAACCCUCCGAUGAGUCACUGCGUUCCGGUAAAUCUGGAAAGUCAGGCAAGUCGUACAAGAAUAACCCUGGUCCUGGUACAAGUACUGGGAGGGGGUUCGAGGAUGUACCACCUAUGCCUUCUGCCCUACAGCCGCCAUCACAGUCUCGCAGUGGCGCCUCUCCACCGCACCUCAAGCCCACGCGAAUGAAGAGUCUGCCUGGGCCGAUACUCAGCAACAUACCCUUUGUACUUGAUCCCCCACCAAGCCCGUCGUCGUUCGCCACGUUUGACGAUGAGCAGGAAGACAACGACAGAGACCGGGGGCGUGGCUCGCAGAGACGGCCGAGUCUAAAGAGUAAGAUCACAGAUACAUUGCGGCCGUCAUACCACAGGACGCGAUCCAGUUCUGUCAAGAGCCUCGGAGCUCCGAGCUCACUGGCACCAAGUUAUUAUAGCACAGAUAGUGCGCUGCCUACAUACCAAAUGCCAACUACGCCAACCCGAACACAUUCACCACAUACCCCCACUCGACGUACCACUGACUUGCAAGGGCUCCGCGCGCUCUACCAAUGCGCUGCCAUACACAUGUGUAUUCCACCUGCUGGAGUAUCGUAUCGGGGUUUACCGUUCUUCGAGUUGCGAUCUGGAGAUACGUUUGAUGUGCUUAGGGAGUACGGGCACCCCAGCACGCAUCCGGAUUUACCGUUAUAUGUGGAUGACGGGGAGGAUUGUUUGUUACUAGUUCGGGAGCUUGCUGAUGCGGAGGGAGGCAGAGAUGCAAAAGUUAGGGGAGAAGUGGGCUGGGCGUUGGCGAGUUUUUUGGUACCCCUGGAUUAA
Molecule: messenger RNA, 2649 nt
Organism: Suillus subalutaceus
Lineage: Eukaryota; Fungi; Basidiomycota; Agaricomycetes; Boletales; Suillaceae
Exons: 8
Coding region: 1-2649 (882 amino acids)
Molecular function (GO): guanyl-nucleotide exchange factor activity
Source: RefSeq, a predicted model, not a curated record